This is a messenger RNA of Aspergillus pseudotamarii, 1545 nucleotides long. RefSeq names its product sugar porter family MFS transporter. The transcript is spliced from 5 exons. Gene Ontology annotation, cellular component: membrane. NCBI's taxonomy places the organism in Eukaryota, Fungi, Ascomycota, Eurotiomycetes, Eurotiales, Aspergillaceae. Gene Ontology annotation, biological process: transmembrane transport; carbohydrate transport. The record is from RefSeq and is a predicted model, not a curated record. Gene Ontology annotation, molecular function: carbohydrate:proton symporter activity. The coding region runs from base 1 to 1545 and encodes 514 amino acids.
AUGUUAUUCAAUCGCCCCUCCAAUGAGAAGGGUGCUGCCUGGCCAGCCAUCUUGGUCGGACUGUUCGCCUCGUUCGGUGGUAUCCUCUAUGGCUACGACACUGGGACCAUCUCCGGCAUCCAGACCAUGCCCUACUGGAUCGAGGAAUUCGACAACCCGAACGCAGGCCGCAUCGCCCUAAUCGUUUCCAUCUUGUCAGUUGGCACCUUCGUUGGUGCACUCGCAGCGGGUAUCAUGGCAGACAUUACUGGGAGACGAUGGGGAAUCAUCCUGUCGGUCAUGUUGCCUUUCAAUCUCGGUGUCGCCCUUCAAACUGCCGCUACAUCGCAGCCGCUGUUCAUUGCUGGUCGCUUUUUUGCAGGCCUCGGAGUUGGCCUGGUUUCUGCCCAGAUCCCUAUGUACCAGUCCGAGACUUUGCCCAAAUGGAUCAGAGGCGCAGUUGUUGGAUGUUACCAGCUUUGUAUCACAAUCGGUCUUUUCCUGGCUGCCAUUGUGAAUUGGGCAACGCAGCACAGGCCUGACAGCGGAAGCUACCGUAUCCCUCUUGCAAUUCAAUUCGCAUGGGCCCUCAUUCUUGCUGGCGGCCUCUUCUUCCUCCCCGAGACCCCUCGCUUUCUUAUCAAAAAGGGCCACGACACCCAAGCUCUUCGAUCCUUGGUUUUCCUUCGCCGCUUGAGUGCUGAUGAUCCUGACCUUCUCGCCGAGAUGGAAGAGCUGAAGAACAACUGGGAGUAUGAGAAGUCCCUCGGCUCUGCCUCUUACCUUGAAUGCUUCAAGGGAACUGCUGGUAAACGUACCAUCACCGGAAUCAUACUUCAAUCGCUUCAGCAGCUGGUGGGAAUCAAUUUCAUCAUCUAUUAUGGGACAAGCUACUUUGCCGAGAAUGUGCAAGGUCUGCCCGACUCCUUUAUCCUGCAGGUGAUUGUCAACUCCGUUAACGUGGUCAUGACACUUCCCGGACUUUGGGCAAUUGACCGCUUCGGGCGACGACCUGUUCUGCUGACGGGAGCACUCGGUAUGGGUGUCUCGCAAUAUAUUGUUUCUGCCUGUGGUGCCGCAACCCCGACUUCGAACUUUACGUCGCAAUGCGCCCAGUUCGCAUUUAUUUGCAUAUACAUCUCUUUCUUCGCAUCUACCUUCGGUCCCUGCGCCUGGGUUGUUACAGGAGAGAUCUUCUCUCUCCAGACUCGUGCCAAAGGUCUUUCCAUGACAACUGCAGCAAACUGGUUCUUCAAUUGGCUGCUCUCUUACAUUACGCCAUACCUCACUGGAGCUCUCAACCCCACCCAGUCGAACGUGUUCUGGAUCUGGGGUAGCUUCUGUUGGAUUGCGUUCGUCUUCACAUUUACCAUGAUCUAUGAGACCAAGGGCCUGUCCCUGGAACAGGUCAAUGAGCUUUAUGAAAAUGUUUCCAAGGCCUGGAGGAGCCCUAACUACCGUUCGGAGCUCCAUACAAUGUCUGCUUCUGAAGCUUAUCGCAAGAACUCGGUCAACGAAGAGACGAAGCCUUCGGAGGUGGCUUAUGAGGAUGCUAGUAAAGUCUGA